Solanum dulcamara is the source of this 3945-nucleotide messenger RNA. RefSeq names its product pentatricopeptide repeat-containing protein At3g63370, chloroplastic. The transcript is spliced from 2 exons. Gene Ontology annotation, biological process: RNA modification. Lineage: Eukaryota; Viridiplantae; Streptophyta; Magnoliopsida; Solanales; Solanaceae. Gene Ontology annotation, molecular function: RNA binding; protein binding; zinc ion binding. The coding region runs from base 80 to 2896 and encodes 938 amino acids. Gene Ontology annotation, cellular component: intracellular membrane-bounded organelle. The record is from RefSeq and is a predicted model, not a curated record.
AUGGGAUAGAUGGAGUACCAUUAUCUACUCCAUUUUCCAACCGCUAUAUUUGAUUCUUGGAAUAUUCUUAUGCAACAAUAUGGCUGCCAAUGGGAUAUUCCAAAACAUUUCUAUGUUUUCCUCAUCACCACCUACCUUAGCAACGAAUGCUCAUAAAGUUCCAACAUUCAAAAUCUCACCCAAUUCUCAAAAACCCGCCAUAACCCCUUCUCUCAAACAAAUUUGCCGGCAAGGCAACUUCAAAGAAUCAGUUUUUUCCCUCUCUAAUUUAAUUGAGAUUUGUGCAUCUGAAAAGGCUUUACUACAAGGCCAACAAAUCCAUGCCCAUGUUCUCAAAUUGGGUUUAUCAUGUGAUGAUUCAGUUUUCUUGAACACCAAGAUUGUUUUAAUGUAUGGUAAGUGUGGGUCAAUUGGUGAUGCCCAGAAGGUGUUUGAUAGAAUGAUUGAAAGAACCAUUUUCACUUGGAAUGUUAUGAUUGGUGCUUGUGUUGUAAAUGGGGCACCUGUGAGAGCAAUUGAGUUGUACAGGGACAUGCGUUUCUUGGGUGUUACGUUAGAUGCUCACACUCUUUCUAGUACAUUGAAGGCAACUAGUCAGCUUGAAUUUUUGUACUGCGGAAGUGAAAUACAUGGCGUCGCAAUAAAACUUGGUCUUAUUUCUAAUGUUUUUGUGGUGAACUCACUUAUGACUAUGUACACCAAGUGCAAUGAUAUCAGGGCAGCAACAUUGUUGUUUAAUGGAAUGAGUGAAAAAGAGGACAGUGUUUCAUGGAAUUCUAUGAUUUCUGCUUAUACUAUAAAUGGGAUGAAUCAGGUAGCUUUAAGUCUCUUCAUGGAAAUGCUGAAUGCCAGUGUUGAACCUACCACGUAUACUUUUGUUGCUGCUAUUCAAGCAUGUGAGGAGACAAAAUUUGGAAAAGUUGGGAUUGAGAUUCAUGCUGUUGUUCUGAAAUUGGGUUAUUCUCUUGAUACAUACGUUGUGAAUGCUUUGUUAAUGAUGUACGUUAAAAACAGUAAAUUAGAUGCAGCUGCUAAAAUAUUCUUCCAUAUGCAAGAAAAGGACAACAUUUCUUGGAAUUCCAUGAUAUCAGGAUAUGUACAAAAUGGGCUUUAUGAUGAAGCGAUUAAUUUGUUUCAUGAGAUGAAGAAUGUAUGUCAGAAACCUGACCACGUCUCACUUAUGAGUAUGCUUGUCGCAUCUGGAAGACAGGGAAAUUUGUUAAAUGGGAUGGAAAUUCAUGCCUUUUCACUGCGCAAUGGUUUGGAUAGUGAUUUGCAGGUUGGCAAUACUCUUGUAGAUAUGUAUGCCAAGUGUGGUAAAUUAGAUUACAUGGACGCCGUCUUUGGUAGGAUGCUGCAUAGAGAUAAUGUCUCUUGGACAACAAUUAUUGCUGCUUAUGCUCAAAAUAAUUUUCCCCCGAAGGCCGUGCAAUUAUUUCGCGAGGUACAGGUAGAAGGAAGCAAUGUUGAUGCCCUUAUGAUUGGAAGUGUCCUCCUUGCUUGUACUGAGUUGAGGUGCAACUUACUUGCAAAAGAAAUUCACUGCUACGUGAUUAAAAGAGGAAUAUAUGAUCCCUUUAUACAGAAAACUCUCGUGAGUGUUUAUGGAGAUUGUGGGAACGUGGACUAUGCAAAUAGCAUUUUUAGGUUGAGUGAAGUUAAAGAUGUCGUGUCCUUUACAAGCAUGAUGUGCAGUUAUGUUCAAAAUGGACUUGCAAAUGAGGCUCUUGGUCUCAUGCUCUGUAUGAAUGAAAUGGGAAUUGAGGCAGAUUCCGUUGCAGUCCUAAGCAUGCUCACUGCUGCUGCUGAUUUAUCUUCCUUACGGAAAGGAAAAGAGAUUCAUGGAUUUUUGGUUAGAAAAGGCUUCCUCCUGCAAGAUUCCAUUAGAAGCUCUCUAAUAGAUAUGUAUGCCAGCUGUGGGACUCUGGAGAACUCAUAUAAGGUGUUUAAUUAUUUAAAGAGCAAAGAUAUGGUUUGUUGGACGAGCAUGAUAAAUGCUUGUGGAUUACAUGGAUGUGGUAGGAAAGCAAUUGAUAUAUUCACGAGGAUGGAGAAGGAAAAUAUUCUCCCAGAUCACAUAACCUUCUUGGCUGUUCUCAGUGCAUGUAGCCAUGCCGCACUAAUAGAAGAUGGCAAAAGAAUUUUCAAAAUAAUGCAAAGCAAGUACGCAUUGGAACCUUGGCCAGAACACUAUGCUUGUUUAGUCGAUUUGCUUGGACGUGCAAAUCAGUUGGAUGAGGCAUUCCAAAUUGUAAAAACAAUGAACUUGGAGGAUAUACCUACCGUUUGGUGUGCUCUCCUUGGUGCUUGUCAGGUAUACUCCAAUAAAGAGUUAGGAGAAAUUGCUGCAAAGAAGCUUCUUGAAUUAGAGCCCAAGAAUCCAGGAAAUUAUGUUCUUGUAUCUAAUGUGUAUGCUGCGACUAAUAGAUGGGAUGAUGUGGAAGAAGUCAGAGUAACAAUGAAAGGGAAAGGGCUGAAGAAAGAUCCUGCAUGUAGCUGGAUAGAGGUAGGAAAUAAGGUUCAUACAUUUGUUGCUCAAGACAAGUCGCACCCAGAGUGUGAUAAGAUUUAUGAAAAACUAGCUCAUCUCACUGAGAAAUUGGAGAAGGAAGCAGGUUAUGUGGCUCAAACCAAAUAUGUUUUGCACAAGGUGGACGAGAAAGAAAAAGUCAAGUUGCUUAGAGGACAUAGUGAAAGACUAGCUAUUGCAUAUGGUUUACUUGCUAGCACUGAUAGAAACCCCAUUCGAAUCACAAAAAAUCUUCGUGUCUGUAGUGAUUGCCAUACUUUCAGCAAGCUAGCUUCAAAGUACCUAGAGCGAGAAAUUAUAGUUAGAGAUGCCAAACGAUUUCACCAUUUCAUGGACGGGAUAUGUUCCUGUGGAGAUUUCUGGUGAAACUAGUAAUUGGUUAUUCUAUUAAGAUCUUUCUGAUGAUAACUAACUCUACUGCUUGGUAACACCCACUUAUAAGACAUGCUCAGCAUAUUUUUCAAUAAGAGAUAUGGAGCUAGCUGAAAUGUCCUCUUGCAGUGAGCCAAUGACAAUAUUAGUCCCGUGGCCUUGACCUGAUGAUGUUCAGAGAAUUUGGAGGUGGUUUGAGUCUUUGGCAACUUCUGAGGAGGUCAUGAGCUCUACAACAAUCAAGACUCCUUUUCUAAAUAAAGGUGUGGUGUUCAUAUGGAUAUUCCAUGUCAGUCUGUUGGAAGACAACGUAUGAUUGCUGAGAAUUCAGAGAUUGGCGAAAUUUGCCAUGGAGAUUUAGAUCUAUUGUCCUGCUUGUGCUCCCAGUUUGAACUUGCUUCAGAUCACUUACAGCAACACAUCCUCUUUAUUGCUGCUCUCGGCACUUUUUAGCAUCCAAAUCAGAGUCAGGUUGAAAAGGUCAGCGUUUUUGUUAAAGUGCAAUGUCAGCAACCAAUCAUGUAGCUGGAUUUGGUUCCUUCCUUGGCAUAAGGAAGAGGGUCGGGGCAGUCCUUCGUCUACAUUGUAAGUUUUAGUGACCAGUUGAAGUUGGUGAAGCUGUUUAGUGCUCAUACAUACACUAUUUCAGAGAGAUAAAGAACUUAUUGGAGAAAGACAUUUUUUUUUUGUUUUUCACCCGGUGUCCAGUGCCCAUAUUGGAGCUUCUACUAAAUUUAGAACGCUCACUUCAGGGCUCAUUUUUUUGGAGAAUACUUUUGAUGUUGCGGGAAACCAGUUUGGAGUGUUAUGAAUGUAAGGGCCUGUGAUAUAAUUCUAGUGGGGAAGUGUUUAGUCUCAUCUCUGCACUUCCUCUCUUCUUGCAUUUUCUUUUUAUGAUGCAUUUGCAUGUGUUCCUGCAUUUGUAAGCUGAAAAAAUAGGAGAUUUUGUAUAUGCAGCCGCCAGAGAGGGAUCUCAUAGUGGAAUUUGUAAACAGAAAGUUAUGGAUCCUCAUACAUGAAUUAUUAUUAAUAUUAUAUAUAUA